GAACUCAGGGAGAGCCUGGGAGGAUAUUUUGAAGUUUGAAAUGAUCCCUAUAUAAAUAGAACGGGUCAGCAUAACUUUGGGAUAAAAUUAGCCGGCAGUUUGUGGACUCUCCAGCCUUGCCUGUGUGCUGGGUGCUGCUCUCCUGAUAAAUCAUUGCUCCGCUUCCACAGGGCACCGAGGAUGGACGGCAUCACUGCCCCUAUCAGCAAAGCUGGAGCUGCCAAGUUAGUUAAGAAAGAUUUCCUGGAGGCUCUAAAAACAAAUGACUUCGGAAAACUGAAGGCUAUUUUAAUCGAGAGGCAAAUAGAUGUGGACACAGUGUUUGAAGUUGAAGAUGAAAACAUGAUUUUGGCAUCUUACAAACAAGGCUAUUGGUUGCCCAGUUAUAAGUUGAAGUCUUCCUGGGCAACAGGCCUGCACCUCUCAGUUUUGCUUGGUCAUGUGGAGUGCCUGAUGGUACUGCUGGACCACAAUGCUACCAUCAACUGUCGGCCCAACGGGAAGACCCCCCUGCAUGUGGCUUGUGAAAUAGCCAACCUGGAAUGCGUGAAGAUUCUCUGUGACCGUGGCGCGAAGCUCAACUGCUACUCCCUGAGCGGACACACUGCUUUGCACUUCUGCACCACACCGAGCUCCAUCCUCUGUGCCAAGCAGUUGGUGGCGAGAGGUGCAAAUGUGAACAUGAAAACCAACAACCAGGAUGAGGAGACACCCCUGCACACGGCGGCCCACUUUGGCCUCUCUGAGCUGGUGGCCUUCUACGUGGAGAACGGGGCCGUCGUGGAUAGCAUGAACGCCCACAUGGAGACCCCACUGGCCAUUGCCACCUACUGGGCCCUGCGCUUCAAGGAGCAAGAGUACAGCAAGGAGCACCAUCUCAUCUGCCGCAUGCUUCUGGACAACAACGCCGAGGUCAACGCUCGCGACGAUGACUUCAAGUCCCCUCUGCACAAGGCUGCCUGGAAUUGCGACCACGUGCUCAUGCACAUGAUGCUGGAGGCGGGAGCGGAGGCCAACCUCAUGGAUAUCAAUGGCUGUGCAGCUAUUCAGUACGUGCUGAAGGUCACCUCUGUGCGUCCUGCUGCACAGCCUGAGAUCUGCUACCAGCUGCUGCUGAACCACGGGGCUGCGCGCAUCUACCCCCCACAGUUCCACAAGGUGAUCCAGGCUUGCCACUCCUGCCCCAAAGCGAUUGAAGUUGUGGUCAAUGCCUACGAGCACAUCAGAUGGAACAUGAAGUGGAGACGAGCCAUUCCUGACGAUGACUUGGAGAAACACUGGGAUUUUUACCACUCUCUCUUCAAGGUGUGCUGCAACACUCCCAGGACCCUCAUGCACCUGUCAAGAUGUGCCAUUCGAAAAGCGUUACACAACAGAUGCCACAAAGCAAUUCCUAUGCUGUCCCUCCCACUGGCUUUGAAGAAGUACUUGCUUUUGGAGCCAGAGGGAAUCAUUUAUUAAGUCUUAGGAGACAACAGUCCCCAAUCUUAGAUUUCUAAGUGGACUCACUGGGUAGACGCAGUUUGCAUGGAUAAAAUGGUACUUGGGUUGGUUAUCACACUUUAGGGAUUUCAAAACACUUUACAAACACCAAGCCAUUAAUUCUAGAGUAGCAUGCUGAGGGAAAAUAAGUGAGUAAAGUUAAAGAAUUUUCAGAGACAAUGGCUGCAUUUAGAAGGCAGACACUGUUACACAGUGGUAGUAGCUCAUACAGUGACAACUUUUAUUAGGUACCCAAUGUAGUUUGUAAAACUUUCACAUAUGAUUUCAUCUCAAAAGGGACCCACAUUUUCUUACAGACAAUCUCAGUCACUACAUUAUCAGUAAUAAGUUUACAUGACUGUGUAGUUUGCAAAGUAGCAGGUUUUGUGAGCGACCUCUUAAGCUUGGUGUCUCCCGCCAGUGACCAUUGAGGAGACAUUAUUGUUACUAGUUUUAAAAACGCCUCCUCUCUAAAACAAGGUCAUCCACUCAUUUUGGUGACCAAUGCCCAGGAGUGCAGUGGGAACACGAUCUUUGAGUCUAGAU
Molecule: messenger RNA, 2028 nt
Organism: Arvicanthis niloticus (Nile rat)
Lineage: Eukaryota; Metazoa; Chordata; Mammalia; Rodentia; Muridae
Gene: Asb4
Product: ankyrin repeat and SOCS box containing 4
Biological process (GO): intracellular signal transduction
Molecular function (GO): protein binding
Source: RefSeq, a predicted model, not a curated record